AUUAACAGGUCCAACAUUAGGCUUUUCUGACGCUUGGCUUCUUUUCCUCAGCCCACCAUGGAGCCCCUGGGAAUGACCGGUAUUCUCUUGCUGAUCUGCAUCUCAUGCCUUCUCUUUGCCACAUGGAGAAGCAGAUCUCAAAAAGGGAAGGAGCCUCCUGGUCCCAUGGCACUCCCCCUUAUUGGAAACCUGCUCCAGCUGAACCCUCGGGAUUUGCCUGAAAGCUUGAAGCAGCUCAGUGAGAAGUAUGGUCCUGUCUUCACAGUACGUUUAGGCCCGAAAAAGGCUGUGGUGCUSUAUGGCUAUGAUGCUGUAAAAGAAGCUCUGGUUGACCAAGGAGAUGACUUCAGUGGAAGAGACAUUCUACCACUGUUUGAGAAACUCUUCAAAGGCACAGGUAUCGUGACCAGCAAUGGGGAGACCUGGAAGCAGCUGCGACGAUUUGCAAUCACCACCCUGCGGGAUUUCGGGAUGGGGAAAAAGGGCAUUGAGGAGCGAAUCCAGGAGGAAGCUCAUUUUCUGGUGGAGAGRAUCAAGAAUACACAUGAGCGACCCUUCAACCCUGGAAAUUUCUUAAUCCAUGCUGUUUCCAACAUCAUCUGCUCCAUCGUCUUUGGGGAUCGCUUUGACUAUGAGGACAAGAAAUUUCUAGAUUUAAUUGAUUGGAUAGAGGAAAACAACAGGCUCCAGACCAAURUACAAGUCCAGUUAUAUAAUUUCUUCCCAACUGUCAUGGAUUAUCUACCUGGACCUCAUAAACAAGUGAUGGAAAAUUUUGAAAGAGUUGAUAAAUUCACAACAGAUAUCAUAAAGGAACACCAGAAAACCCUGGAUCCCACUUGUCCUCGAGAUUUUAUUGAUGCUUUUCUUAACAAAAUGGAACAGGAGAAAGGGAAUGAUGACACAAAAUUCACGGUUGAGACCUUGAGCAGAACCACACUCGACUUGUUCAUUGCAGGAACAGGGACCACAAGCMUCACACUGAGAUUUGCAAUGCUGAUUCUCCAUAAAUACCCAGAGAUAACAGAGAAAAUGCAGAAGGAGAUUGAUACCGUGAUUGGCCGGGACCGAAGCCCCUGCAUGUCAGAUCGGAGCCAGAUGCCCUAUACAGAUGCUGUGAUCCAUGAAAUCCAGAGAUACAUUGAUUUCCUUCCUCUUGAUGUCCCACAUGCUGUGAUCAGAGACACCAAGUUCAGAGACUAUUUUAUCCCCAAGGGCACUAUGAUAAUCCCUAUGCUGAGUUCCGUCCUAUAUGACAGCAAGGAGUUUACAAAUCCAGAAAAAUUUGACCCAGGACAUUUCUUGAAUGYAAAUGGUACCUUUAAAAAGAGUGACCACUUCAUGCCAUUUUCUACAGGAAAACGCAUCUGUGCAGGAGAAGGUCUGGCCCGGAUGGAGAUAUUCAUAUUUUUAACAUCCAUCCUGCAGAACUUUACUUUGAAGCCUGUUAUAGAUCGCAAGGACAUUAACAUUAUUCCAGUAACCACCAGUGUGGCAAGAAUGCCCGCAGACUAUGAGAUCUCUUUUGUUCCACGUUAACCAAGUGAAGACAGCUGCCAGCUCCCAAACCCAUGACUGUCAUUCCCCAGCCCGUUGAGACUGAAAUACUCAGAUCAUUUGGUAGCUGCUUCAUGGAGAGAGGAGUGCUUAGAAAAGAAAAUUGUAUGGUGCUUUUAUAAUCAACACAGCCAGCUCUUAACUGAGCAGACAAUCACAUAGGGAAGGACACAGCUGCCUGUGCAAAACCAUACAGGUUCUCCUCUGCAUUUACCUCGCCCAGCUCUGGUUCCUGUCUGGCUCCUAACAUGCCAGGCUGUCUGAACUAGUUCUCUGAGAGCCCUGCUGCUGCUGUCCCUAUCACCUGAUUCUCUCAGCACAGCAAGAACACACUCUCCUACUCCAGGGUUUUUACACUAUGUUUGAAGUCCUCUCCCCUCUGUACUUUUGGUUUGUUUGUGAUCUAUUUGUAAAGGCAAGCAUAAAUGCAGAGUAUUUUUGCAUUUGACGAUGGGUCACCUUGUGUGUGAUUAUAAUGAAUGUUUGUGRAAUUACAAUUUAUAAUGCAAAAUAAAGUAAUAUGCUGAAUUGUUUUUUAGAGA
Molecule: messenger RNA, 2099 nt
Organism: Malurus melanocephalus (red-backed fairy wren)
Lineage: Eukaryota; Metazoa; Chordata; Aves; Passeriformes; Maluridae
Product: cytochrome P450 2H1-like
Exons: 9
Coding region: 58-1539 (493 amino acids)
Biological process (GO): xenobiotic metabolic process
Cellular component (GO): intracellular membrane-bounded organelle; cytoplasm
Molecular function (GO): oxidoreductase activity, acting on paired donors, with incorporation or reduction of molecular oxygen, reduced flavin or flavoprotein as one donor, and incorporation of one atom of oxygen; heme binding; iron ion binding
Source: RefSeq, a predicted model, not a curated record